Messenger RNA from Closterium sp. NIES-65, 2529 nucleotides. The record is from the annotation of a GenBank genome assembly. NCBI's taxonomy places the organism in Eukaryota, Viridiplantae, Streptophyta, Zygnematophyceae, Desmidiales, Closteriaceae.
AUGUUCUUCUUUGCUGACCUGGCAGCGGUGGAGGCAGCGUGGGAUUCAGAGGACGCAGCAGCAGCAGACCCCAACGUGCCAGCAGCAGACCUGCGCACAGAGAGCAGUAGUUCCGAGUUUCCCCCUUCUUCCUUUCUCUCCCUUUCCCUUAUCCCAACCUCUCCUUCGCUGUCCCUGCUUCAGUUCUUCUCUGCUGACCUGGCAGCGGUGGAAGCAGCGUGGGACUCGGAGGACGCAGCAGCAGCAGAUCCCAACGUGCCUGCAGCAGACCUGCGCACAGAGAGCACGAGCUCUGAGGCAGGCAGUGGGCUUGAGUCUCAGGCGAGAGAGUCGGAGGAGGAGGCGAGGCUGGACAUUCGGGAAGCUGCCACGAAGAAGCAGGAGAGCAAGAAGACGGAGGCGAGGGAGUCUGAGGAGGAAGCGAGUCUGGACAUUCAAGAGGCUCUCACCAUUAAGCAGGAGAGCAAGCAGACGGAGAUAGGGGACGACUUUGGGGAGGUGGAGGGGGGAGCGACGAUCAUCCAGAGCAGCCCCGAGAGUAAAGAGCCGCCACUCAUGGCAGGGCCGGUGGGGCAGGGCACAGGGGAGGAGGGGGGCGGCGCCCUGCCCUCCCUGGACCUCGAAAACGCCAAGUUCCGCUGGCCGUCGUGCGGUGGUAACCUCAUGGUCUGGACUGUUUUUCCUGCCACUAAUUUUUUCCCUCUCCCCUUCCCCCCCCUCCCUUCUCCCCUGCACCUGCAACCCCCAAACCCUGCCCGCCCACUGCAUCAGGACGACUUUGGGGAGGUGGAGGGGGGAGCGACGAUCAUCCAGAACAGUCCCGAAAGCAAAGAGCCGCCGCUCAUGGCAGGGCCGGUGGGGCAGGGCACAGGGGAGGAGGGGGGCGGCGCCCUGCCCUCCCUGGACCUCGAAAACGCCAAGUUCCGGUGGCCGUCGUGCGGUGGUAACCGCACGGACUGGGUGCCGUGCCUGGACAAUGAGAAGGCGAUCAAGGCGCUGAGGACGAACAAGCACUAUGAGCACCGCGAGAGGCACUGCCCGCUGCCUGGCGAGAUGGAGAAAUGCCUGGUGCCGCUGCCCAAGGGGUACAAGGCUCAUGUGCCGUGGCCCGAGAGCAGAGACCAGGUGUGGUAUGACAACGUGCCGCACCCGGGCCUGGCGAGCUACAAGAAGGAUCAGAACUGGGUGGCGAUGGAGGGAGACAAGCUUGUGUUCCCGGGGGGUGGCACGCAGUUCACCCAUGGCGCCACGGGGUACAUCAACUUCGUCCAGAAGGCCUUCGCCGACGUGGCGUGGGGCAGGCGAGUGCGGGUGAUGCUGGACAUGGGCUGUGGUGUGGCGAGCCUGUCAGCAUAUCUGGACGCGUUUGACGUGCGAGUCAUGUCCAUGGCACCCAAGGACGAGCACGAGGCACAGAUUCAACUGGCUCUAGAGCGAGGGGUGCUAGCGGUGGUGGGGGUGAUGGGCACACAGCGCCUGCCCUUCUCCUCCAACUCCUUUGAUGCCGUGCACUGCGCUAGAUGCCGUGUGCCAUGGCACAUUGAUGGUGGCAUGCUGCUAUUGGAGCUGAACCGAGUGCUGAGGCCAGGAGGCUUCUUCAUCUGGUCGGCCACGCCUGUGUACCGCCACAAGGGGGAUGACGAGGAGAUCUGGAGCGCAAUGACUGACCUGGCAGAGCGCAUGUGCUGGACGUUGAAGGUGCGGGAGAAGGAGGACGGGCUGGACAACGUGGGCGUGGCCGUGUGGCAGAAGCCCGCCGAUAACCGCUGCUACAGCGAGCGCAGUGCAGGGACCCCGCCUCCCAUGUGUGAAUCGGACGACAACCCCGAUGCUGCCUGGUAUGUGCCAAUGAAAGCAUGCCUGAAUCCCGUGCCGGCGUUCAAGGGUAUGCGGGCGGCGCAGUGGCCAGCCAUGGGCAGGGCGAGGCUGAGGGCCGUGCCUGCGUGGCUGCAGAUGCUCAAACGAGGGGUGUUCGGUGGGCCCGCUGUUGCUGAGAUGAAACGCGACCAGAUCCACUGGAAGAAGGUGGUUGCGUUCUACGAUGCUUCUUUUGGCAUCGACUGGGGCACAGUGCGGAACGUGAUGGACAUGAACGCUCACUAUGGCGGCUUCGCAGCAGAGCUGGCAGUGUCAAAGAAGCCCCUGUGGGUGCUGAACGUGGUGCCGACAAGUGGCCCCGACUCGCUUCCGAUAGUGUUUGAGCGUGGGCUGGUGGGCAUCUACCACGACUGGUGCGAGUCAUUUAACUCGUACCCGCGCUCCUACGACUUUCUGCAUGCUGACCAUACCGUCUCACAGGAGGUUGGCAGGUGUGACAUCACGUCUGUGCUGCUCGAGAUGGAUCGUCUGCUUCGCCCAGAGGGCUGGGCAGUGUUCCGUGACCAUACCCGCAUGGGGGGGUCUAUCCUCAACAUCGCAACAUCCUUCCGCUGGCGCCUCAAGUUCAACAAGACCGAGGGCGGAGAGGUGCUGCUGGCAUUUCAAAAGGGCUUCUGGCGACCCAAGGAAGCAGUGGAGGAGGCAGCUUGA